Purpureocillium takamizusanense is the source of this 1017-nucleotide messenger RNA. RefSeq lists its product as uncharacterized. Gene Ontology annotation, molecular function: oxidoreductase activity. Lineage: Eukaryota; Fungi; Ascomycota; Sordariomycetes; Hypocreales; Ophiocordycipitaceae. Bases 1 to 1017 code for a protein of 338 amino acids. The record is from RefSeq and is a predicted model, not a curated record. The transcript has a single exon.
AUGACUUCAGACCUGACAGAGACCAACCUCGCCGCACUCAAUCGCGCACACAACGGUCCCAUCAUGACACCGCCCAGCGUCCUCAUUCUCGGCGCCGGAGAGCUCGGCCUCGCCGUCCUGACCGCGCUGGCCGCUCACCCGCUGCGCCCGCGCGUCGUCACCCUCAGCGUCUUGCUCCGCCAGGCUACCCUAGACUCGGCGGCACCGGCAAAGAAGCGCGCCGUGCAGCACAUCCGGGCCCUCGGGACGGGGUUCGAGGCCGCCGAUGUAGUGGCCGCAUCGAUCGAGGAGCUCGCAGAGAUUAUGGCGCGCUACGAUACCGUGGUGUCGUGCUGUGGGAUGGAGCUGCCAUCGGGAACUCAAACAAAGCUGGCUGAGGCGGCCCUCAAGGCAGGCGUGCGGAGGUAUUUUCCCUGGCAGUUCGGCAUGGACUACGACGUGAUUGGCAAGGGCAGCGCGCAAGAUUUGUUCGACGAGCAGCUCGAGGUGCGGAGGGUGUUGCACGCGCAAAGCGCCACGGAGUGGACGAUCGUCUCGACGGGUCUCUUCAUGAGCUUCCUCUUCGAGCCCACCUUUGGCGUCGUCGACCUGCAGAGCAGAACGGUGCGUGCCCUGGGCCACUGGGGCAACGAAAUCACCGUGACGGCCCCGGGGGACAUUGGGCGCGUCACGGCAGAGAUGGUGCUCGACCCGCGGGGCGAGGGCGUCAACGCGGCGGUCUACACGGCGGGCGACACCAUCUCGUACGCGCGACUGGCGGACCUGCUGGACGAGCGGCGGCUCGGAGGAGGCGACGACGAGUUCACGAGAGAGCUGUGGGACGAGGAGGCGCUGGCGAAGCAGCUCGAGGAGCAGCCCGACAGCGUCAUGACCAAGUAUAGGGGCACGUUUGCGCGGGCGAGGGGCGUGGCUUGGGGGAAGGCGGGGACGGUGAAUGCGAGGCGGGGGAUGAAGAUGGUGGAUGUGAGGGAGUAUCUUAGGGAUGUGCAGCUGGGCGCGGCGGAGAAGCAGACAUGA